AGCACGCACGGAAAACAAUAAAUUCACCUGUCACGGAGGGGCCCUAGCUUGUGGGAGUAAGCUGUGUCGCGGCAUCACCUCCGGGGGAUACUAGAUACAUCUCUAAUUAACAUCUAGCGGUGCUUCUUGGCGUUCCUGAAGAAUGGGGGAAUCAAACACCAUGCCAAAGAAGAAGGAUCAUACUUCUGACCCUGAUGAUCAAGAGGAGGAGGAAGAGUAUUCAGUUGAGAAGAUUUUAGAUAAGCGUGUACGCAAUGGCCGUGUUGAAUAUUACCUAAAAUGGAAAGGAUAUGGAGAUGAAGACAACACAUGGGAACCUGAAUCUCACCUAGACUGCCCCGAACUGAUCUCGGAAUUUGAAGAACGACGGAAGAAAGAUGAUGCCAAAAAGAAGGAAGAGAAAAAAAGAAAAACUCCAGCUGUGGAUGAUGCAUCUAAAAAGAAAACAAAAAAAGCUGUAGAGGAGGAUAGUCGCCCACGAGGAUUUGAUAGAGGGCUUGAAGCAGAAAGAAUCAUUGGUGCAACAGAUUCCAGUGGAGAACUAAUGUUUCUUAUGAAAUGGAGAGGAACUGAUGAAGCAGAUUUGGUCCCUGCUAGGCAGGCAAAUGUUCGAUGCCCGCAAGUUGUUAUUAAGUUCUACGAAGAACGACUCACUUGGCACUCCUCCACCAAUGAUGAGGAAGAAGGGAAUCAUGAGGCAGACUGAAUGGACAGUGCUAAAUCAGAAGCUUUUGAGUCACAAAUUUAUUGUGACCUAGUUUUUAUAGUCCUGCAACAAACUUUUUAAAGUUUAGUGGAUGUUAGUGAGAACGUAUUGUAUGUCUUUAUAUUUAGUUAAAAGGGAAACAAUGUCAAAAGUAAAAGUUCGUUCAUUCUUGGUCAUAUUUGCUACUUCAUUUCAAACAUUUCUUUAGGAAGACAUUUUCAUUUGUUUAUAUAUAUACAGAUUUAUUUGGUUGCUAUCCAUUACUUAAACAUUUCGCUUUUGUUGUAUUGUAUAUUUUUAUAUAUUGAUCGAAGCAGGUUUAAUUGGAUUUCCUUUCAUUAUAUGAACAUUUAGGCUUCAUAUUAUAUAUUUUUUAUGUAAAUGCAAGCAAGCUUAAUUUUUUUUUAAAGGGGAGGGGGGGUGGGGAAGCAUAGGAAAAGGUGUUCGCUGCUAUACCAUGGCCGUUGAUGACAUGUAGAGUAUUUGAAAAUGUAAACCUUGUAAUAUUUACUUUUUAUAAGAUUGCAAAGUAAAGUGUAGUUUUAUAAAUUUUCUUGAUUUUUCUUGCCUUUAUUGAAAAAUAGAGAGAUGUAUUCUCAUGUCUUUGUUCUCUCUAUUUUUUGCUCUCUUCAUGACUUUAAAUGCCUAUGCCCGAGAAUUAAAUUUUCACUUUGUUUUUAAGCUUAACAUAUUGCAUAUAUUGUCAAUAAUUAUUACUGUUUGCAGAUAUAUUGAAAAUGACUAAAGUCAGAGCUCUCAAUUUCCACACAUCACUUUUUGUACACCCUGGCCAAGAAGUAUUGUUAUCACACUAAAGAUGAGGGGGGGGGAGUAGGUGACCCAAAAUUCACAUGAUUUUUGUUGCAGUUUAUGUAUAAAUUGAAAACUCAGAAGGCCUGGUUAUUACUGAUGAUUUAUUUUCUUGGGGCCACAUGGUUAAAAAUGUUAAAACUGAAUAUGGCAAGUGGAUGUUUUGCUUUACUGCCAACUACCAAGUUUAACGGUGAUAGCCUCUUAUCUGUCUCUCUCUAUUAUUUUUUGGGGGGCAAUGUUUUCAGAUCUAUGGAAGAUAUUUGCUACAAAAUACUGGCUAUAUUCAGUAUGAGUGAUGUGUGUACUACUGUGGUGAGACUGCAAUAGCAAAGACAACUGGUGUAUCAAGUCUUCUGACUUUAUUCGUACUGGUACUUUAAUGGCAGUCACUGAAGAAUUUUUUUUUUUUAAAUGAAGGUAGCAUCAUAGGUUAGUAUUAGUAUCUAAUGCAGUUAAUCAGCUCUAGUGUUAUAUUUUUAAUAACUGGUUUUCCUGCUAAGUUCACAUAUUUAGAAAACUAUUGUGGAAAAAAUGUUUAAAAAAAGUGUAAUGUUAGCCUUUCUGUACAUCAUCGUCAUUUAUUAUAAGUGUGAACCAGAAUAAAGUUUCCAGUAUUCAGA
This is a messenger RNA of Procambarus clarkii (red swamp crayfish), 2139 nucleotides long. Its product is annotated as chromobox protein homolog 1. Gene Ontology annotation, biological process: chromatin organization; negative regulation of transcription by RNA polymerase II. Gene Ontology annotation, cellular component: pericentric heterochromatin; nucleus. The record is from RefSeq and is a predicted model, not a curated record. NCBI's taxonomy places the organism in Eukaryota, Metazoa, Arthropoda, Malacostraca, Decapoda, Cambaridae. Gene Ontology annotation, molecular function: chromatin binding.